Molecule: messenger RNA, 3378 nt
Organism: Aspergillus calidoustus
Lineage: Eukaryota; Fungi; Ascomycota; Eurotiomycetes; Eurotiales; Aspergillaceae
Source: the annotation of a GenBank genome assembly
AUGGCCGACAAGCCGGGAGGUGAACCAGCAAGUCGUCCUGGUCCGUUGGAUUCUUCGUCGCGCUUUACCUCGAGCAUGUCGGAAGAAGAUAGCAUGUCCUCGGGGACGGUGCGUCAUUCCCGAACAACCACGCAAAGUAGAAACUACGGCACCUUGGAUCCAUCUGGGAGGUCCGCCAUUGAAUCCCAAUUCGCCGAACACCAGCCCGAGAGCUCAAGUCGUGUCCUCCUCCCAGCUUCCCCGUCCAUCGGACCCUUGCAAACUGACCCGGAUCGACUGCGAAAACCGCCCGUGACGCGCCGCAUGUCAUCAAAACGCCACAUCCCACACAAAGGACAAGAAUUCUCUACCGACGAUGACGUUCAAGAGGUGGAGGAGGAUAUCGCUCUGAAACAGUCUGUCAAUACCCCCAAGUCGCCCAGAAUAUGGCCACUACGAAAAGAGAGCUCGACCCUGAGGCGGAGAUUGAAUCCCCGGGUCAAUCCAUUGGCUUCUUCUGGGAACGACGAUGGCGGCGACGAUGAUGACGAGGUCGCCGACCUCCCAGAACCGAGCUUGUCAUCUUCCCGAGAUCCUGAGCCGCAAACGAGGCUAGAUUCCGACGACGAUGACGGCGGGGCUGAUGAAGAAGAGAAUCAAGAUGAGGUGGACGAUGCGGCUAGUGAUGCAGAAAGCUUCACACUCAAGGAUCGUCAGCAAGCUAUCAAUGAAACUCACCCGUUUGGAAUCAGGAUAUGGAAACCAGCGCUGUACAAGAAGAGCCGUUCGGUGGAGAAGACUGCCGAGGGCGACAUCCAUUCCUCGCCUGGAGGCAGGGUCGGUAAUCUCCUAUUCUUGAUGAACCUUUUGUGGACACUGUUUUUCGGCUGGUGGCUGGCUAUCGCUGCGUUAAUGGGCGCUAUUGCCUGCUUCAUUUUCUCGUUCUCACCCAGUGCGGUGGAGUACGGCAAGGCCUUUUCUGGCCUUUCGUGGUAUCUUCUAUACCCCUUUGGAUCAUUUGUCCGUCUCGACACCGAUGAAAACUAUGCAGAAGAGGACGAAGGAGAGGGCCGGAGUAUCAGCGAGUACGAACAGUGGCAAAACGGUGAUCUUGAGCAUGGCGGGCUAUUUUUUGGUCCCCGUCGGAACCGGUCACUUGUGGGAAGAAGGAGAAACAGUGUCGACUCGGCCGGAGAGCAGGACAGCCUCUUGGGACGAGCACCUAGAGGAAGGUCUGAAGAUAGCUCUCUGCGGCCCAAGCGACGCUUGUUCGGCCGUGGCGAGUGGACGCUUGGUCGCGUGGUAUUUUUCGUCUUCUUUUACUUUCUUGUAGGGCCACUCAUGCUCUUUGUCUCACUCAUUUGUUGGCUCCUCGUCUUCUGGAUACCCAUGGGACGCGUGACUCUUAUUCUUUUCGACCAUCUCCGCAGACAUCCUCUGUCUCUGUCUUAUCAUUCAGACACAACAUUUACUCGCAUCAGCCCUGGGUCUCCUGCAUCUAUCCUCCUGUGCACCUAUCGUGCAGCCGGCCUUCGGUACUGGAAGUACACAGUCGGCGGAACAAACAUCUUUCUUAUUAACCUCUUAGCGGUCGUCAUAUUUGUCGUUUUUGACUAUUUUCUUCUGAGGGAGACUCUUGGUCUGGAGAUUUGGAUCACUAAUCCGGGGCUGCUAUUCACGCUGGCUCUAUUCUCCGUCAUACCCUUGGCCCAUUUCAUAGGGCAAGCUGUUGCCUCUAUAUCCGCCCAGUCCUCGAUGGGCAUGGGUGCAGCCGUGAAUGCGUUUUUCUCAACUGUCGUGGAAGUCUACCUCUACUGUGUUGCCUUGACUGAAGGCAAAGGCAGACUUGUCGAGGGGAGCAUAAUCGGCAGCAUCUUUGCCGGUAUUCUCUUUUUACCAGGGCUGUCCAUGUGCUUUGGUGCCAUCAAGCGCAAAACUCAGCGAUUCAACGUCAAAUCCGCAGGUGUUACCUCGACCAUGUUGUUGUUUGCGGUGAUUGCAGCCUUUGGGCCUACCUUGUUUUACCAGGUAUAUGGUAGUCAUGAACUCAAUUGCCACUCCUGCGAUAGCAAUGUAGAGCCAGGUAGCAGUGAUUGCCGCCGUUGCUAUUUUUCUCAAGUACCAGCUAUUAAUGACAAGUUCUUUCAAAAGGCUGUUCAGCCCUAUUCCUGGAUAGCAGCCAUGUUUCUAUUCUUGUCCUAUAUCAUCGGGCUAUGGUUUACCCUGCGAACACAUGCUGCUCUCAUUUGGGCUACCGAAACUGAUGAGAAGAAAGCUGUUGCUCUCACACACGAGCAGCAAAGCACUGAUGAUCCACGACACCAGUUCUUCCAGAGCUCAGCUCUGGGAGCUUCUACCUCUGGACCACGAAACUCUAUUCGCGACUCCCAUCUGUAUAAACGGAUACUCGGACAAUCCCUAAGAGAUGUUGGCUUGUCAUCCCGCGAUGAAAUAGAGCCCUCUGGCCCAUCGCGGGACAACAAGCCAACGCCGUAUCUUGUGCCUCCACGAAAGGACGGUGACGGCGGUCCUUCUUCCGACUUUGCCGAGUACACCGGCUUCUCUGAACAGCAGAAUGAGCAAUUUGUCCGCAAGGUAACCGAGGUCGCGGCCACUGCUGCCGCCGUUGCUGCUCGGGAUGCUGCUCGAACCAGGAAACUGUCCGGCCCGCGCGGACUGCUACCGCGACAGGGGGGCAAGGCCACGCCUUCAAAUUCCCAGGUCAAAACAAUCCUAGAAGACCAAGACGACAUUGGACUUGAACAGAGCCCUACCAGUGGCGGGCAUGAUGCCCCCAACUGGAGCAGAACGAGGAGCUCAAUCAUUCUUCUUGUUGCCACAGUUCUUUACGCGGUGAUUGCUGAGAUCCUGGUCAACACUGUUGAUGUGGUCCUGGAAAGUGUCGAUGUCGAUGAAAAGUUUUUGGGAAUCACUCUGUUCGCACUGGUUCCCAACACUACCGAAUUCCUGAACGCCAUCUCUUUUGCCAUGAACGGUAACAUUGCUCUUUCCAUGGAGAUUGGGUCAGCGUACGCCCUGCAAGUUUGUCUUCUUCAGAUACCUGCUCUCGUUUUGUUCAGCGCCUUUUAUGGGCGUGUUCUCGAUUCAGAUGAUCUUAUCACCCAUUCCUUUCACCUCAUCUUUGCCCAGUGGGACAUGAUAACAGUCAUCCUAUGUGUCUUCCUCCUCUCCUACGUCUACGGCGAAGGCAAGAGCAACUAUUUCAAGGGAUCUGUCCUUGUCCUCACCUAUCUUGUCGUCGUAAUCGGAUUCUACCUAUCCGGUUACAGCAACAUGGACACAAUGGGCAUCGACCGCUUCGACACUCUCGCUCUUGGGUUGGAGAGAUCAGAAAAGUUUUACACAAUUGGGAGAUCGAAGCGCGGGGUCGCAUAUUGA